Schistocerca nitens (vagrant locust) is the source of this 1487-nucleotide messenger RNA. Its product is annotated as opsin-1-like. Gene Ontology annotation, molecular function: G protein-coupled receptor activity. Gene Ontology annotation, cellular component: membrane. Bases 107 to 1234 code for a protein of 375 amino acids. Gene Ontology annotation, biological process: phototransduction; G protein-coupled receptor signaling pathway; visual perception. The record is from RefSeq and is a predicted model, not a curated record. NCBI's taxonomy places the organism in Eukaryota, Metazoa, Arthropoda, Insecta, Orthoptera, Acrididae. The transcript has 9 exons.
UCUUGAGUGGCACUUUACACAACAGGUAUACCACCAGUAGCUUGGGUCUUCUCUGAGAAACUUGAGUAGGCACCAUCUUGGUCGUUUUCUUCAAGUUUCAAAAAAGAUGGAGACAGCAAGCCUAUUGUUGGUACCACACUAUGCUGCCCAGUGGCAGGGACCAUCCAACAUCACUGUUGUGGAUAAAGUGCCACCAAAUAUGCUCCAUCUUGUGGAUGCUCAUUGGUACCAGUUUCCUCCCCUGAACCCCCUCUGGCAUGGCAUUCUUGGCUUCAUGAUUGCUGUUCUUGGUGUUAUUUCUUGGAUUGGAAAUGGUGUAGUCAUCUAUAUAUUUUCAACAACCAAAUCUCUGAGAACACCAUCAAACCUUCUAGUGGUGAAUCUAGCUUUCUCAGAUUUUCUCAUGAUGGUUGUAAUGUCACCACCAAUGGUAUUAAACUGUUACUAUGAAACGUGGGUGCUGGGUCCUCUAAUGUGUGACAUUUAUGGGAUGUGUGGAUCACUGUUUGGUUUUGCAUCAAUAUGGACAAUGACAAUGAUAGCUCAGGACAGAUACAAUGUAAUUGUGAAGGGAUUAUCUGCUAAACCAAUGACAAUUAAAACAGCUCUCAUUAGAAUAGCACUGAUCUGGUUCUUUGCUAUUGGAUGGACUUUGGCCCCACUCUUUGGGUGGAAUAGGUAUGUACCUGAAGGAAACAUGACAGCCUGUGGAACUGAUUAUCUGACAAAAACAUGGACAAGCAGAAGCUACAUUCUCGUAUACUCUGUAUUUGUCUAUUUUACACCUCUGUUCACUAUAAUAUACUCCUAUUACUUUAUCGUACAGGCUGUAGCUGCCCACGAGAAGAAUAUGCGAGAGCAGGCCAAGAAGAUGAAUGUAGCUUCACUACGAUCAUCAGAUGCAUCAAAUACCAGUGCAGAAUGCAAACUUGCAAAGGUUGCUCUAAUGACAAUCUCCCUGUGGUUUUUUGCCUGGACACCAUACCUGGUAAUAAACUAUACUGGCAUCUUUGAGGGUGCAAACAUCAGUCCUCUGGCAACAAUCUGGGGAUCAUUAUUUGCAAAAGCCAAUGCUGUCUAUAACCCAAUUGUAUAUGGAAUAAGUCAUCCAAAGUAUCGUGCAGCUUUGAAAGAGAAACUUCCAUUCCUGAUCUGUGGGGAUGACGAGCAUGGAGAUGCUACAUCACAAGCAUCUGGAGCGACUACAGCUACAACUGUUGCUGAAAAGGCAUAAAAUAAUCUUCCAAGCAACAAAAAUUCUCAUAUAAAAUAUUCGUACUGAUCAAAAUUGCUACAAGACAACAUUGGUGCCAAAAUGAUAAAACUACUGUUAUUACCACUGAAACAUUUUGUCAACAACAAUGAACUGAUUUCACAAAAUAAUUAUCAAAAAUACAUGAGUUUUCGAAACUGAGAAACUUCUGAAAAUCUAGACUUUCACCAACUGGAAAUAACAGCCAAAGAAAAUAAAGUGCUAUGACUAGUAA